Messenger RNA from Gastrolobium bilobum, 1903 nucleotides. RefSeq lists its product as uncharacterized. Gene Ontology annotation, molecular function: protein-macromolecule adaptor activity. Gene Ontology annotation, cellular component: nuclear pore transmembrane ring. The transcript is spliced from 4 exons. The record is from RefSeq and is a predicted model, not a curated record. Bases 93 to 1715 code for a protein of 540 amino acids. Gene Ontology annotation, biological process: nuclear pore organization. Lineage: Eukaryota; Viridiplantae; Streptophyta; Magnoliopsida; Fabales; Fabaceae.
UGGAAUCUGAGUGAGGUUGCUGUUGAGGUUUGUUUGGUUUCAAAAACCCCAGGUGGAGAAAACCUAGAAGCGACUAGUGUGGGAAGUUGUCAAUGUCUUGUCCAAGUGGAAGAACAACACCUGACCUUGUUCUUAAGAAUCGUUUUCUGAGUUAUUUGAUCUGGCAAUCCAUACCUUCCACCCUCAUCUUUUCCCUAUUCAAACCUUUCAUCUCUUCUCUCACCAACUCCAUACCUCACACCCCAUUAUGGCCAUUUCUUCUCUUUCUCUCUUUCCACCUUCUCUUCGCCGCCACCCUCUCCGUCAUCGCUUCCCCACACCCUCUACGCCCCGUCUCGCCCUUCGAACUCCCCACUCGACUCCUCCGCUUCCUCUUCGUUCCCGCUUCCGCUGCCGGAGGAGCUCCUGACUCCGCCGACUUCCGCGACCGGCUAAAGGUCUCUCUGAGCUUCGUACUUUUCGUGGCGGCGUCCGCGGCGUCGGGGUUCGCGGCUGCGGUGUCCCUUUGUGGGGCAAUGGCCAUCGGUGAUGGGUUUUGGGUGAUUGGAAGAGUUGGGUUAAGGGGUUUCCUCAUUGGUUCAAUGUUUGGGUUGCAUUACAUUUUUAAGCGCAGAUGGGUUUUGGAGUUUCCCAUCAUUCAGCGUCCUCCUUUCUUCAGCUUUAAGAUGGGAAUUCCUUCAGCUGCUAGAAGAGCUUUCAAGCUUUCCACCGUAGCUUUCCUAUUUUCAGCUAUUUUAUUAGAGAUUCUUCCACAUCCAUUUAAGUAUGGCUUUGCAAUGCGAAGAUACUUUACAGAGCAGAUCAUCUUUUCUAUUGGGAGUUUUGCUAUCUUCCUCUGUUGGGAAUUGACUCAUCAUUUGCACCGGGUUUUACAUACUAAGAGGUCCAUAUUUGCACCCCCAAAAGGAUCUGCAGCAGCAGAAACAAAUCCAACUGAGCAUCUCCUUUCAGCUUUGGAGGACAGCAAUCCAACAUCUCUUCUCCGGUAUCUUGCAUAUCUUGAUCUCUGUAUGGUUUGCGAGAACAAUGUUGACACUUGGCGGCGUGCGGCAUUUUUUGAAGAAAGUGGUGAGAGUUACAAAAGAGUAAUUGCUUUGUGCUUGCGGCCUCUGGAGCAUCUUGCUUCAAGAUUAGGUGAAGGCUUGGGAAAUUCUGCUGACAAACCUGCACAACUAUCAAAUCAGUUAUCCUCCCCAACAGAUGCACGAUUAGAUUUGAAGUACAUAGAACAACUAUACAACUUCCAGCUUUAUGCAUGGUGUUCAAGGACUGUUGCCUCACUGACUGCCUGCUCACGUAAAGAAGAUAAGUUUGGGGUUGCUCAGCUUUCUGGGAGUAAUGCCGCCGUGGUUUCAACACUGAUAUCCUGCCUUCUUGCUGUUGAAAAUUUCAUGGGAAAGAAAACAAACCUGCAAUCCCCAAAUCAGUUGUUAGGACCUGCUGGUAUCAAAUGGGCAACAUUGAAUAGUGGAAGAGUAGAUGUUACAGCUGGUAAAAGAAGAAAUGGCCCAGUAAAUUCAAAAGCUUAUGCUAUUGCUGAUGUUCUCAAGAUCUCAAUCUACCAAAUAGUCUCUGCAUUCCAUGAUGAGAUGUUGGCUGGUGCUAAAACAAGUCUCCUGGAGAAGGACUGGACCACAAGUGAGAAACCACUUUUUGGUACUCGUGAGAUGCUUAUACAAAAAUUACGUCUUUUCCUUGAUAUUCGAGCUACCUAAUUGCUGCAUUGUACUUGGGUUUGGAUGCUUACUUUCCUGGAUUAAACUACAUGCUUGUAAGACAUUAUACACAUAGGUUGUUGUCAAGUUGAGAUACAGAUGAAAUGGAAGGAAACGGUUCAAUUUUGCUGUCAGAAAUUUGAGGUGAUGGACAUUAAUCUAUAGCGAUUUUGUUGAAUAUAUUAGGA